AGAAAGUCUUUUCAUCUCCUUCAUCCUCAACCUCAUCGAUUCGCGUCUCUCUCUCUCUCUUUCUCUCUUCAGAAUGCUCAUCAGAAAUUAUCUCCUUUUCGUUUCCUUGAUGUGUUUUCUCUUCUAAUCCCCGGCCGGUGAGAUAUACCAAGGGGCAAAUUUCAAAGAUCCAGGAGAAGAGGAUUUUGAAAUUUUCAAAGCAGGGUGAGAUUAGAAGAAGCUUUUCAUCCAUGGCUGCUCCUAUGACCGAGAAGGAAGCUAUGGUGGAUCCUUUUCUGGUCGAGGCUCUUCAGAAUCCUCGUCACCGUCUCACCAUUUUGCGGAUGGAGCUCGAUAUACAGAAGUUCUUUCAAAACCCUGAGCAGCUUCAGUUCGAAUUCCGGCCCUUUCCAACAUCCUACCUGCGUCUCGCUGCACAUCGAGUUGCUCAGCAUUAUGGACUAGUAACCAUGGCUUUGGACAAUGGUAGUGGUGCGGGGGAUGGAUCCGAGAAUAGAAUCCUGGUGACGAAGACGGCGGAAAGUAGAUUUCCUCAUGUCUGCUUAUCCGAAAUCCCUGUGAAACAACCUGAGAAUGGUAGACCUGAGGGUUUCAAAAUCGCAAUCAAGCCUAGACCCAAGAGAUCUGGUUGUGGGGGUAGUGGAUCAGAAGUUCAACAAAAUCUUUUGAGAAGUGUUGAGGAGAGAAAAGAAGAGUAUGAUAAAGCCCGGGCUAGGAUCUUUAACAGCCCUAGCAGUUCCGACUCUGAAGAUUCUUCAUCACUACGACCUCCCCCUCCUCUUGAAGGGAAACCCACAUGUAUAAACAGGAAUGAAACUGAAGUGGCGGUUAAUAAUAACCUCGUUGAUGCUGUUACUCGAGAAUCUGGAAGGACUUCUCGAGUAGCCAUUAUCAGAGAUAGAGAGAAAGACCGAUAUGACCCGGAUUAUGACAGGAGCUAUGACAGGUACAUCGUGGAUCCUGCCUACAGGUAUGUUAGAGUUAUGCCGUCUGGCCAAAGCUUCAACCCAAUGCCAAUCCAUAUUCCGUUUCACGAUGGGGUUUUCCCUCAGAUGCCAAGAGGUCAUCAACCCAACCUAAACUAUGGGCAUCCGCUUAACCCUGCUUUGAGUCCCUUUACUAAUAACCCGGCUUCUUAUAUACCUUGGCCAAACUCACCCUCUCUGAACUAUGCGCAGUCGUUGAAUGGUCCAGACACAAAUCUUUUCAGGUAUCCUUCUGCAAGCAAUCCCUGAGGACAAGAGUAGUGUUUGAGUACUUCAAUGUCUGUAAUGAAACGCAGAAUUCUAUAGAUAUUUAUAUUAGCCUUUAGGAGCUCUCUGUUCUGUUCCGAACAAUGGCUUCGUUCUUAUAUAACAAGACAUAUACUCUUUUUCCUUAAAUGAUAUUAUUAUCAAACUUUGAAUGAAUCGUUAUACU
This is a messenger RNA of Capsella rubella, 1419 nucleotides long. Its product is annotated as cAMP-regulated phosphoprotein 21. NCBI's taxonomy places the organism in Eukaryota, Viridiplantae, Streptophyta, Magnoliopsida, Brassicales, Brassicaceae. The transcript is spliced from 4 exons. Bases 231 to 1235 code for a protein of 334 amino acids. Gene Ontology annotation, molecular function: nucleic acid binding. The record is from RefSeq and is a predicted model, not a curated record.